This is a messenger RNA of Zalophus californianus (California sea lion), 6166 nucleotides long. It is a transcript of the gene MAP1S, whose product is annotated as microtubule associated protein 1S. NCBI's taxonomy places the organism in Eukaryota, Metazoa, Chordata, Mammalia, Carnivora, Otariidae. The coding region runs from base 390 to 3488 and encodes 1032 amino acids. Gene Ontology annotation, cellular component: microtubule associated complex; neuronal cell body; cytosol. Gene Ontology annotation, molecular function: actin binding; microtubule binding. Gene Ontology annotation, biological process: dendrite development; microtubule cytoskeleton organization; regulation of microtubule depolymerization. The record is from RefSeq and is a predicted model, not a curated record. The transcript is spliced from 7 exons.
GGGGGGGGGGGCGGCGGGAUCCUGGGGCCGGGAGGCUCGGUCUUCCUCACCGUUAGGCGCACGGCAUGGGCUGAAGCCUUGGGUGCCCACGGGGGAGGCGGCGCCCGGGCCUGGGUUGGGCUGCCCCGCCCCGACCGGGGUGCAGCCCAGGGACGGGACACGGGCCCGGGCUUUAGGACCCGCGUGAUUGGGCAACACAGACGACGGCUCCUCUUCCCGCCCGCCGGGCCCGCCGGGGGGAGGGUGGGGUCGCCUCGAAUUCCCCGGUCUUAGCAGCCUAGACGUCCUGCAAGAAGGAGCAGGGGUGGGGAGGCUGGGCUUGGAGCCCCGGGGCCCACUUUCCGUUGCUUCACAGGGAGCUUGCUAAUUGGGGUGUGGGCGGGCGUGGCAUGCCCAGGGGAUUUGGCAUCUGGGGAGGUAUCCGGUCUUGGGACAUUGACCCUGGCAUUUGCAGCCUUGAUGAGCAGCUCAAGGUUUUCGUGUCCCGGCACUCCGCCACCUUCUCCAGCAUCGUGAAAGGCCAGCGGAGCCUUCACCACCGUGGAGACACCCUGGAGACCCUGGUCCUCCUGAACCCAUCAGACAAGUCCCUGUGUGACGAGCUCCGGAAUCUUCUGCUUGACCCUGCCCCUCACAAGCUGCUGGUACUGGCUGGGCCCUGCUUGGAAGAGACAGGGGAGCUGCUACUCCAGACAGGGGGCUUCUCGCCCCGCCACUUCCUCCAGGUCCUAGGGGACAGAGAGAUCCGGGAUCUCCUGGCAUCCACACCCCCACCUGCAGACCUUCCCAAGCUCACCAUCACCUGCCCGACCUUCGGCGACUGGGCCCAGCUGGCGCCUGAAGGGCUUGGCCUCCACAGCACGCUCCGGCUGCGGUGGAACCCGCCCAUGCAGCUGCCGGCGUCCGAGGGCUUGCGCGAGUUCCUGGAGUAUGUGGCGGAAUCGCUGGAGCCACCAUCUCCCUUUGAGCUGCUCGAGCCGCCGGCGUCCGUGGGCUUCCUCAGGCUCGCCCGGCCCUGCUGCUACAUCUUCCCUGGCGGCCUCGGCGACGCCGCCUUCUUCGCCGUCAAUGGUUUCACCGUGCUGGUCAAUGGUGGUUCCAACCCCAAGUCAAGCUUUUGGAAGCUGGUGCGGCACCUGGAUCGGGUGGACGCCGUGCUGGUGACCCAUGCGGGCGCCGACAGCCUCCCAGGCCUCAACAGUCUCCUGCGGCGCAAGCUGGCAGAGCGCGAGGAGGCGGCGGCCGGUGGGGGGUCCGGGGACGACCGGCUUCGCCGGCUCAUCUCCCCCAACCUGGGGGUUGUGUUCCUCAACGCCCGCGUUGCCGCCUCGCGCCUCAUGAGCGGCGAGGACGAGGCGGAGCUGGCCCUGAGCCUCCUGGCCCGGCUGGGCAUCACACCACUGACUCUGAACCGCGGGCCGCUCCCGGCCGAGCCCACCGUGCUCUUCCAGAAGAUGGGUGUGGGCCGGCUGGACAUGUACGUGCUGCACCCGCCCGCGGCCGCUGCCGACCGCCCGCUGGCCUCUGUGUGCGCCCUGCUGGUGUGGCACCCCGCGGGCCCCACGGAGAAGGUGGUGCGCGUGCUGUUCCCUGGCUGCACUCCGCCCGCCCGCCUUCUGGACGGCCUGGUCCGCCUGCAGCACUUGGGCUUCUUGCGGGAGCCCGUGGUGACCCCCCAGGACUUGGUGGGGCCUCGACGAGCCGAGAGCAAGGAAAGCGUGGGCUCCCGGGACAGCUCGAGAAGAGAAGGCCGGACAACAGCACCCAGCAGGCCGGCCCAGGAGCGCCCCGGGCUGGCCCGGAAGGACCCGCCUCGGGUUGAGGCCCCCCGCAGGGCUGAGAAAGAAGCCAGGGUCCCCCGGGAGGUGAAGAAGGACCCCAAGCCAAGCGCCCUUCGGACCCAGCCCCGGGAGGUACGCCGGGCGGCCUCUUCUUCAGUGAGUGUGAAGAAGGCGGGUGCCCCGGCCGCCCCCAGGCCCCGCAGAGCACCCAAUAUCCCCCGCCCAGGGGUCCCGCCGGCGGAGAAUGGGCCCCGCAGCCCCCCUAGCUUCCGGUGUGGAGAGGCCAGCCCCCCAGCAGAGGCCUGUAGUUCCCCAGUCCCCCAGCUGGUGGACACACCCAGCCAGGAGAGCAGCCUGGAGCUGGGGCUAAGCCCGGCCGGGGAGGAUGGCGGCACCUUGGAGGAGAAGGCGCUGGAACUGCUUUUGGAUGCCGGCACCCCCCGGCCACGUACACCCUCGCCUACCGGAGCCCAGCAGGGCCCGACUGAGGGCAGCGGGCGGCUGUCGCUGAGCCCGCUGCGCGGCGGGGAGGCCGGGCCAGAUGCCUCACCCACAGUGACCACGCCCUCGCUGCCCGCUGAGGUGGGCUCCCCACACUCCACGGAGGUAGACGAGUCCCUGUCCGUCUCCUUCGAGCAGGUGCUGCCGCCGCCACCUGCCACCACGGGCGAAGCGGGGCUGAGCCUCCCACUUCGUGGCCCCCGGGUCCGGCGAUCGGCCUCCCCACACGAUGUGGACCUCUGCCUGGUGUCACCCUGCGAGUUUGAGCACCGAAAGGCUGUGCCCAUGGCACCAGCACUUGCAUCCCCUGGCAGCUCCGAUAGCAGUGCUCGGUCCCAGGAGCGGGCAGACGCUCCAGGGGCUGAGGAGACACCGCCCACAUCCGUCAGCGAGUCCCUGCCCACCCUGUCUGACUCAGACCCCCUGCCUGCCGCCCCCGGCCCUGCGGACUCAGACGAGGACAUGGAGGGCUUUGGGGUCCCUCGCCGCGACCCCCUGCCCGAGGCCCUCAAGUUCCCCCCACCGCUGCCCACCCCACCCAGCAUCUGCAUGGUGGACCCCGAGAUGCUGCCCCCUGAGCAGGCCCGGCUGACGGCGGGCCUCAGCCGUACCCGGAAGUCCCUGGCCCGCCCUAACCCCAGCGCUGCCGCCGCCAAAGCCACUCCAGCGACCACUGCCAAAACCAGGGGACUGGCUGGAGGAGACCGGGCCGGUCGGCCGCUCAGCACCCGGAGUGAGCCCAGCGACAAGGGAGGUCGGGUACCUUUGUCCAGAAAGUCCUCAGUCCCCAAGACGACCGCUCGGGGCCCCUCUGGGUCAGCUGGCAGCCGACCGGGGGGGUCAGCAGCCCCUCCCGGCUCCCCUGUCUACCUCGACCUAGCCUACCUGCCCAGCGGGAGCAGCGCCCGGCUGGUGGACGAGGAGUUCUUCCGGCGGGUGCGUGCACUCUGCUAUGUCAUCAGUGGCCAGGACCAGCGCAAGGAAGAGGGCAUGCGGGCCGUCCUGGACGCACUGCUGGCUGGCAAACAGCAGUGGGACCGUGACCUCCAGGUGACCCUGAUCCCCACCUUUGAUUCCCUGGCGCUGCAUGAGUGGUACGAGGAGACGCAUGCGCGGCACCAGGCGCUGGGCAUCACCGUGCUGGGCAGCAACAGCACCGUGUCCAUGCAGGACGAGGCCUUCCCCGCCUGCAAGGUGGAGUUCUAGCUCCAGGCCAGCCUCCCGCCCCCACCCCACCCCCCCCGCCCCAGCCCGGAGUCGGCUGCUGCCUGAGACUCCCCUGCAUCAGAAAUAAACCAGGUACCCCACUCGGCCGUGGCCUCCAUUCCUUCUGCUGACAGGAGACUUGGCAACGUCCGGGGCUGUUGUCAUCACUGUGCCGGCCCCCAGUUCGGGGGGAGGCACGCUCUGGCCUCCGUGUGGCGGAUGGGAACCCCCGGCCCCGGGGGAGGGUGUGCCUCUCUGGCAGGGACCACCGGCAGCUGUUCGUGCUGCUGACCUUGAGGAGCUGAUUUUCCCCGUGGGGAAGCUGGUUCCCCCGGGCAGCCGCUGGACCCCCACCACACACCAGUCCAUGACCAAGGUGAGAUUGGAACCCCAGGCUCUGUGCUCCAAAGCUGGAAAACAGAUUCCUCUCCGUUUCUGGAGAUGACUGAUGCUCCUGGCCGGGAGUCCCAUGCUACAGAGAGGUCUUAAAGAAGAAUCGGAAACCCAGUGGUCACAAAACGUCAGUUUCUGAAGACCCCCCUUCCCUGCACUCUGCAUGUGUGCACAUUCAAGGAUAUGCCACGUGCCCUGGCGUGGAUGGCGACCCAGAAAGCAUACAUCUGUCCUGUCACCCGAUGUCUGGGAGUGUCACCGAGUAGAGAGAUGGAAUUAAGUGAGGGAUCUUGGGAUUAUCUGGAUGGGCCCUAAACCCAAUGACAGGUGUCCUUAUAAGAGACAAAAGAGGUGACAUUGAGAGAGGAAGGCCGUGUGGAGAUGGAGGCAGAGAUUGGGGCGAUGGGGCCACAAGCCGAGGAGCACUGGAGCCUCCAGAAGCUGGGAGGGGUGAGGAGUGGUCCUCCCCUAGAACUUUCUGAAGGAAGCAACCCCGCUGGCAACUUGAUUUCAGAGUCAGCCUCCAGAAGUGUGUGAGAGUGAACCGUUGUUUGGGGUACUUUGUGACGGUGGCCCCAGAGGAGCUGGUGGGCACACGGCUCCCUUCCCUGGCCGCGGUGGCCUGAAUCACUGCGUGUGGCUGCGGAGCGUCUCCCGCCGAGGACUCGGAGUUUCUCGCAGCUCUGGAGGCUGGAAGUCAGGGUGCCGGCAGGGCCGGGGUCUGGUCAGGAGGCUUCCUGGCUUGCACAUGGCUGCCUUCUGGCCGGGUGCUCACAUGGAGCGGGAGGGGCGUGGGGGCACGUUCUCUGACCUCCCCUUCUUAGGAGAGCACUGACCCCAUUGUGAGCCCCCCCUUCACUACCUGCUAAUCUCCCGGAGUCCCCACGUCCAGAGACACUGUCACGACACCAUCACGAUGGGGAGUUGGGCUUAAACAUAGGAGUUGAGGCGGGGGGUCUGUAUGGUUAGGGCUCAGCCUGUCAGUGUCCAGCGUCUGGUUGGACUGGCCCCUGUGGUUGCACACCCUUCGGCAACACCCAUCAGGAAACUGAAAAAAGUAAAGGUUUCUUACCAACAAGACCUGGAGCUCCCACAGCACCCCCAGGGCGGGCCACACAGUGAGGGGGUGGGAGGUUCCCUGGCUGGGCCUCUGCUUUUACUGGGGUCCAGGAUGGGGGCGUGGGGUUCCCAGGGCUCAUUGCUUAUGGUAAAACUAAAACAUAGGAGUGGGAAUUUAAAGCGCCAGAAGGGAAAAAACAAGUGGCCCCAAAGGCCAGUUCUCAAAAGCAACCAAGAGCUCUCAAACAAGGCAGCCUGGGGGGCGGGGGGGCCGGAGAGCUGGCUGUUUAUCAAGCGGUGUGGCUGGCAGAUAGGUUUAUUCCAGAUAGCUACCUUUGAAGCGGAUGCCUGGGCAAUCAAAGCUUAAGUCAGACACUUAAAUUACAAGAAGAAAAAACACCCAGGGGGCACACAGUUCAGUCCAGAGCUGUCAGCGGCAGCAGGCAGGGAGAUGGCUACAAAGGGUUGGUGUGGGGGACCUGACUGCUUCCUGUGGGCGCCACCGAACUGGUGUCGGGCUGUCUUCAUGUGGGAUGUUGGGGCUUGACGGGGCCAGGCUGUUGGGAAGUGCAGACGGACAUCAGGAGAGCCCGUCCGGGACCCACAGGGAUGGGACCCACCAGGGCGCUGUGAGUGGGGCCGGGGCCCAGCUCAGCACACAACGGCCCCGGGAACAGGGGAGCAGCAGUCUGGGGGAGCUGCUCAGCACCUGGGACCUGGAUCUGCGACCCUGCGCCCACUUGGUUGUCGCUGCACCCGCCUCCCACCGCUCACAGGGAAGGGGAGUGCUGGUGUUUCGCUGGGCAUGGUGUGUGGUGUGGGGACAGCCGGCCCCCCCACUUCCGCUGCCGGGCAUGCAGGCUGUGGCCCCUUGCCCGCUUUUUCCUGUUGCCAGGUAAGGGUGGGCUUCUCAGCCCCGGGCGUUAGGGUGGGUCACUGUGUAUACAGGAGGCCACACGGCCCAAGGUUUCACUUUGGCCAAAUGCCGAGUGACAGGUGCCACCUCCCAUUCUCAUUUCAUUUGUUUUAUUACUAGGGAGGUUUUCUAAAAUGUAUUUUAUCUGUAAUGGGCUGCUUCGACUGUUCUAUUACAUGGGCAUCUUUUUUUCAGUUAUACAUCAUAAUUUUACUUUUUAAAUACACUUUUUAGGGGUGCCUGGGUGGCUCAGUCGGAUAGGCGUCUACCUUCGGCUCAGGUCAGAUCUAUACAUCAGGUGAUGGCACUG